This is a messenger RNA of Labrus mixtus (cuckoo wrasse), 1941 nucleotides long. Its product is annotated as cysteine protease atg4da-like. Lineage: Eukaryota; Metazoa; Chordata; Actinopteri; Labriformes; Labridae. The coding region runs from base 180 to 1568 and encodes 462 amino acids. The transcript is spliced from 11 exons. The record is from RefSeq and is a predicted model, not a curated record. Gene Ontology annotation, molecular function: protein-phosphatidylethanolamide deconjugating activity.
AGCGCAGCGCUGUCACUCUUCGGGUGAUUUGUUUGCUUUUCUUUCGUCCUAAAGACACGAAGUAACAACGACAAACUUCUGGAGGUUUAUUCAGAGACUUUCCGGAAUGAAAGGAGACACAAUGACGCUGCUCAAAUCAAGGUUGCCAUGGAGAUAAGAAGAACCUUCUCACGCCCGUUAUGAAUCCCAGCUCCUCGUCGGCCAGCUUGGAGGGCCGGCCCCCCGAGGACGAGCUGACGGAGGAUUGGCUCUUCCUCACCGCUGAGUUCAACGGGACUCAGCAGCUGGAAGAGAGCCGGGAGGACGAGGACGCCGAGGAGGUCGAGGACAGAGGCAGACUCAGAUCCAAGCUGGUCUCGGCGUGGAACAGUGUCAAAUAUGGCUGGUCCUUGAAGCAGAAAUCCAAAUUCAGCAGAAGCUCUCCGGUGAUCAUGUUGGGAAAGUCCUACGAGCUCAAGGAUCAAGGGGAGAGAGAGCACUUCCGGCGCUCCUUCACGACUCUCCUGUGGUUCACGUACAGACGGGGUUUCCCUCCGCUAUCAGGGGGCUCUCUGACCACCGACAGCGGCUGGGGGUGUGUCCUGAGGACGGGGCAGAUGCUGCUGGCACAAGGCCUGCUGCUGCACCUGAUGCCUCCAGGUUGGACUUGGCGUGCGAGCCAACGUGUCAGCAAAGACGACUCGGACCUUCAGGUGAGCAGCACUGAGGGAGGGCUGUCUUUAAAGGAGGAGGAGAAAAACCGACGACACAGCUUGGAUUCUAACCUGAACAGACCGAUGGAGGCGACACACAGACGGGUGGUGACGUGGUUUUUGGACCGUCCCGCCGCCCCCUUUGGGAUCCACACGCUGGUGGAGUUGGGGAAAAGCUCGGGGAAGAAAGCCGGGGACUGGUACGGACCGUCCAUCGCAGCUCACAUCCUCAGGAAAGCCGUGGCGGCGUCAGCAGACGUUCCCAAUCUGGUCGUGUAUGUUGCACAGGAUUGCACCAUUUAUUUAGAGGACGUGAAGCGGCUGUGUGAGCGACCUCCUCCUCAGUGCUGGAAGUCCGUCAUCGUUCUCGUUCCUGUGCGCCUCGGAGGACAAGAUCUCAACCCCUCCUACAUCACAUGUGUCAAAAGACUCCUGACGCUGCAGAGCUGCAUCGGAAUCAUCGGAGGCAAACCAAAGCACUCUUUGUUCUUUGUGGGCUUCCAGGAUGACCACCUGCUGCACUUGGACCCUCACUACUGUCGGCCCACCAUCGAUACAACCAAGCAGAACUUUCCCUUGGAGUCAUUUCACUGUAAAUAUCCCAGGAAGAUGUCGUUCUCUCGCAUGGAUCCCAGCUGUACCAUCGGGUUUUAUGCAAAAGGUCAGAAGGACUUUGAAGCAAUGUGCUCGGCUGUUAACGAGGCUCUGACCACGUCUGCGGAGAUGUACCCCAUGUUUAUUUUUGUGGAUGGAGCGAGUCAGGAGGAAGAAGAGUCUUGCAGAACGUCCUCCAACGACAUCGCCUACAUCCAGAGGAACGCCAAACACACACACGUGGCGACGAGCAACAGCAUGGACGAGUUUGUUCUGUUGUGAUCACAAGAGGAGUCAAACCCCUCGAACCUCACGGAGCCUCAGAAGAGAUCAAACCUUUAAUCAAACUGUAUUUUUAUUGCUCAUAUCUAUUUGUAUUUAUUGUUUUAAGAGGGGAACAUGUCACUGCAUCAUUUAUUGUGAAGAAUUGAGAUCAAAAGGACAAACGUGUUUCUAUGAGUCUGUUUUUGUGUCGGUGACAGGAUGUGCUGCCUUUCACUAGAUUAGAAAAUUAAAUCUGUACAAACAUGUGACUCACAUCAGAAGAAGAAGAACAGAUGUUAAAUAGUCACUUCACUCAGAGGACAAAAAGUACUGAAACUGUUCAUAUGAUCUGCUGUCGUUUAUAUAAAUAAACAGUUUAUGAAUUAAAAAA